AUGACAAUGACCCAUUCCGUUAUCAAAACUGAUUUUAUCUGGACCAUUUUGUUACCAGCUCAAUACGUCGAAAGGGAAAAUUCCUCUUCCAUUGUAGGCAGAUGUAGGCAACGUGAUUGUCCUCCAAGAAGACCUUUCUUCAACUCGGAAACUUGCAAAUGUGAAUGCAGACCGGAAUUGUUUAAAUGUGCUCCAGGUUACAUUUUCAACGAAAGAAGAUGUCGAUGUGUCGAAAAAAGGAUCUGCAGAAGACGCCAAAAUUGUAGAGGCAACAGAAUUCUCAAUCCUGAAACAUGUCGUUGUGAAUGCGACUUGUCACUCAUAGAUUGCUUUGAAAACUCCAGAGUAAAUCCCAGAACAUGUGAUUGUGAGUUUGUUUGCCCUGAUGUAAAAUGUAUGAGAAAUUUUGUUCUGAACCAAAGAAACUGUAAAUGUGAAUGUGACGCAUCACGAAUGAUCUGUACUGCAGAUUCUUAUCUGGAUCUAAAGACAUGUACAUGUGUGAAACUCACACCACCUUGCCCUCCUCAGAAUUGUGGAAUCAACCCAAAGUUCCAAUGGAAUCCUGAGAGCUGUCAAUGCGAAUGCCCUCCUGAAAAUUGCGGAAUAAAUCCCGUUAUUGUUUGGAAUAAACUGACAUGUCAAUGUGAAUGUCCUCCUAGAAACUGUGGAAUUAAUCCUGACUAUCUCUGGAAUACAGACACUUGUCAAUGUGAGUGUACAAAGAAGUGCGGAGAACCAUCUGUUCUCGAUACCGAAAGAUGUCAAUGCCUCAGUCCUCGUUAA
Messenger RNA from Clunio marinus, 786 nucleotides. The record is from the annotation of a GenBank genome assembly. Lineage: Eukaryota; Metazoa; Arthropoda; Insecta; Diptera; Chironomidae.